GUAUUCUUUUAUAAUCGUAUAAAAUUUAAAUAAAUAUUUUAUGUAUUUGCUAUUAUAUAUUCAUGAUAUAUAGAAAAGAAAAAUCAUUAGGGAAUUGGUGUUGCAAAAUCUCAACUCACGUGACCAACGUUGGCCAUGGUCUCUGACACACGACUUCUUUGGCAAAAACCCUUCUCAGUCACUCACUCACUCACUCAACAAUGGCGCUUCAUCUCAAGCUUCUUUCUCUGUUUUAUUGAAGCCCCCUCUUUUUCUCUCAUGACCUUCCAUUAUUCAACUUCAUUUUAGUGUUUGUCCAUCUUACUCUGUACGUAAAAUAGCUUUUUGUUGCUUGGGCCAUGGAGUCUAAGCUUUCGUUUCAGUUCCUCUGUUUUCUACAUCUGUUGUUGGUAUUUAUAUGGGGGGGCAUUAGAGCGCAAGAAGAGCCAAACCCAGAAAGGGAAGCCCUCAUUUCCUUCAGAACAAGACUUCAAAAUCCUCAUCUCCUUUCUUCAUGGAACCAACAACUCUAUCACUGCCAAUGGGAUGGUGUGAUGUGCCAACUCGGUCGAGUCACCGUUCUUGCUCUUACAUCUCGCUCCUUGAAAGGUCCUCUCUCUUCCUCUCUUUCCUCACUCUCCAGCCUCACCCUUCUGGACUUGUCCUCCAACUUUUUGUUUGGCCAAAUACCGGUUGAGUUGGCUGAGUUGACUAUGCUCCGCAUCCUCAAACUCGGGUCCAACUUUUUCACGGGAAAAAUCCCUCCGGAACUGGGCAGCCUGAAAGCCCUUCGUACGCUAGAACUUUCCUCCAAUGGACUCAGUGGCACAGUGCCGGCUCAGCUGGGGCAGUUGACUCACUUAGAGUUCUUGGACCUGGCAAACAAUUUCCUUUCAGGUUCUCUCCCCUCAACUCUCUUCAAAAACCUUCAGUCUUUAACCUCCCUAGACAUUUCUAACAAUUCAUUCUCUGGUAACAUCCCGCCAGAUGUUGGUGAACUUAAAAACCUGACCGCUCUUUACAUUGGCAUUAAUCAAUUCAGUGGGCAGUUGCCACCUCAAAUUGGUAACCUUUCACUGCUCGAGAACUUCUUUUCACCCUCUUGUUCGAUAACUGGGCCCUUACCUGAAGAACUAUUCAGUCUACAGCUGCUUACCAAGCUUGACCUUUCAUAUAACCCAUUGAAAUGUUCCAUUCCAAAGUCUACAGGAAAGUUAAAGAAUUUGAGUAUAUUGAACCUUGUUUACACUGAGCUCAAUGGUUCAAUACCAGCAGAGCUUGGGAACUGCCAGAACUUGAUGAUGUUGAUGCUGUCUUUCAAUUCCUUAUCCGGCUCUUUGCCUGAGGAGCUUUCCAACUUGCCUAUGUUGACUUUUUCCGCUGAAAAGAAUCAGCUCUCUGGGCCAUUGCCGCCUUGGCUUGGGAAAUGGAUCAAAAUGGAGUCCUUGCUGCUUUCAAGCAACCGCUUUUCAGGUAACAUCCCACCUGAGUUAGGGGGUUGUUCCACGCUGAAGCACCUUAGUUUGAGCAAUAACAUCUUGUCGGGUCAGAUACCAAGAGAGCUAUGUAAUGCGGAAUCACUUUUGGAGAUUGAUCUUGACGGUAAUAACCUUUCGGGGACCAUUGAAAAUGUUUUUGUCAAGUGUAGAAAUCUCAACCAGUUGGUUUUGGUUAACAAUCACAUCAAUGGUUCAGUGCCCGAGUAUCUUGCUGAGCUUCCGUUGAUGGUUAUUGACCUUGACUCCAACAAUUUCACUGGCAGGAUACCUGUGAGUUUGUGGAGUUCAGAAACUUUGAUGGAGUUUUCUGCUGGAAAUAAUAUGCUAGAAGGUACGUUGCCAGUUGAAAUUGGUAAUGCUGUUACAUUGCAGACCCUUGUUCUUAAUCGUAAUCUUUUGAGGGGCAGAAUACCGAAGGAGAUUGGCAAUCUCACAGCUCUCUCUGUGCUUAACUUGAACUCGAAUUUCCUAGAAGGAUAUAUACCAGUUGAAAUUGGAGACUGCAAAGGACUUACAACGUUGGAUCUUGGAAACAACAAUUUGAGUGGACCAAUCCCGGUGGAACUUGCUGAUCUGGGACUGCUGCAGUGCCUGGUUCUCUCGCACAAUAAUCUAUCAGGUUCAAUCCCUCGGAAGCCAUCAUUGUAUUUCCAUCAGGCUAAUAUGCCCGAUUUAAGCUUUGUUCAGCAUCAUGGAGUAUUCGAUUUGUCCAACAAUAGACUGACUGGUCCAAUACCUGAAGAAUUGGGGAACUGUGUUGUGGUGGUGGAUCUUCUGCUUAGCAACAACAUGCUUACCGGCAACAUUCCAGGAUCACUUUCUAGAUUGACAAAUCUUACAACUUUGGAUUUGUCUGGGAAUGUGCUAACAGGUUCAAUUCCUGUAGAAUUUGGUGACUCUCUCAACCUUCAGGGCUUGUAUUUGGGGAAUAACCGGCUUACUGGAACCAUCCCUGGAAGCUUAGGCCGUGUUGGUAGUUUGGUAAAGUUAAACUUGACUGGCAAUAAGUUAUCUGGUGUUAUUCCUGCAAGUUUUGGGAACUUGAAAGAGCUUACUCACUUGGAUUUAAGCCGUAAUGAUCUUACUGGUGAGCUACCUUCUUCACUGUCCCAGAUGCUUAACCUGGUGGGGCUUUAUGUUCAGCAGAAUAGGCUUUCUGGUGGGGUAGGUAAUCUCUUCUCCAAUGCCCUCUCUUGGAAGAUUGAAGACAUGAAUUUGAGCAAUAACAUUUUCAAUGGAAACUUGCCACAAUCUUUGGGCAAUUUGUCUUAUGCGACUUACCUGGAUCUUCAUGGGAAUAAGUUUACUGGUGAGAUCCCUUCAGAAGUUGGUAACUUGAUGCAACUUGAAUAUUUUGAUGUAUCUGGAAACAGAUUAUCUGGACAGAUUCCAGAGAGAGUAUGCGGGAUGUUCAAUCUAUUCUACUUGAAUCUGGCAGAAAACCGGUUGGAAGGUCCUGUACCCCGAACUGGUAUUUGCCAAAACCUGUCCAGGACAUUUCUCUCUGGGAACAGUGAUCUCUGUGGCAGAAUUAUGGGUUUAGAAUGCCAGAUCAGAAGUUUUGACAGAUCUUCUUUGUUAAGUGCUUGGGGCCUUGCUGCGGUCACAGCUGCAAGUGUCUUUAUCAUUUUUACUUCGGCCUUUGCUCUACGGAGAUGGAUUAUGAGUAGUAGUCAGCAAUGUGAUCCAGAAGAAAUUGAGGAAAGUAAACUAAAAUCCUUUAUAGAUCAAGAGCUCUAUUUCUUGAGUAGCAGCAGGUCGAAGGAGCCGCUGAGCAUCAAUAUAGCGACAUUCGAGCAGCCACUCCUGAAACUGACACUAGGCGACAUCCUUGAGGGCACUAGUCAUUUUUGUAAGACGAAUGUGAUAGGAGAUGGAGGCUUUGGAACGGUUUACAAAGCUAAGUUGCCUAGUGGUAAGACAGUUGCGGUUAAGAAGCUAAGCCAGGCAAAAACGCAGGGCCAUCGAGAAUUCAUAGCUGAAAUGGAAACCUUGGGUAAGGUGAAACACCAAAAUCUUGUCCCAUUGCUUGGAUACUGUUCUUUGGCCGAGGAGAAACUCCUUGUUUAUGAAUACAUGAUUAAUGGAAGUUUGGAUCUGUGGUUGAGAAACCGCACCGGAGCCCUUGAUGUCCUUGACUGGUCCAAACGCUUCAAAAUCGCAAUAGGUGCUGCGCGGGGACUGGCUUUCCUUCACCAUGGUUUCAUUCCUCAUAUUAUCCAUAGAGAUAUCAAAGCCAGCAACAUCUUACUCAGUGAAGACUUUGAACCAAAAGUUGCCGACUUCGGGCUGGCAAGACUUAUAAGUGCUUGCGAAACUCAUGUUACUACUGAUAUAGCAGGGACAUUGGGUUACAUCCCACCAGAAUAUGGACAGAGUGGUAGAUGCACUACGAAGGGAGAUGUUUACAGUUUUGGGGUAAUUCUACUGGAAUUGGUGACUGGAAAAGAGCCAACAGGCCCUGAUUUUAAAGAGAUUGAAGGAGGCAAUUUGGUUGGUUGGGUUUCUAAGAAGAUGAGAAUGGGUGAAGCUGCUGACGUUUUAGAUGCAAUGGUUUUGAAUGUGGACUCAAAGCAGAUGAUGCUCAAGGUGCUGAGUAUUGCUGAAGUUUGCUUGUCUGAAAAUCCUGCUAAUAGACCAACUAUGCUUCAUGUGCUGAAGCUCCUUAAAGGGAUCAAGGAGGAUUACCUGUCUUUCUACUAGCAAGUAUUAUAGGUUUCUUCAUUAAUAAUAUUGCAGUUUUUUUUACAGAGAAGUUAGAUUUUUAGUUGCUAAUCUAAUUAUAUUUUAUUAAGUUUGUUUUCUUUUUCUUUUUAUGUAAUGCAAUCUUGGAUUAAAUGGUGAAAUUUAGACUGUAGUUGUGCUA
This is a messenger RNA of Gossypium arboreum, 4344 nucleotides long. Its product is annotated as leucine-rich repeat receptor protein kinase EMS1-like. Bases 339 to 4181 code for a protein of 1280 amino acids. The record is from RefSeq and is a predicted model, not a curated record. Gene Ontology annotation, biological process: protein phosphorylation. NCBI's taxonomy places the organism in Eukaryota, Viridiplantae, Streptophyta, Magnoliopsida, Malvales, Malvaceae. The transcript has a single exon. Gene Ontology annotation, molecular function: protein kinase activity; protein binding; ATP binding.